GACACUGACUUCACUGUGGGACUUCUGCGCUUUCUGUCAAGGGUUUUGCUGAACAAGGCGGAGGUGGUUGUGCCUCUGUCUGAUGGGCAGGUUCUGCGCGGGGCGUGGUCCCGAGAGAUGUUGCACUCCCCUCCGUUGCUAGCUAAGACCAUUGACUUGAAGAAGGCCUAUAAGCAGAUGGCUGUCAAGCCCUCUGCGUGGCGGCAUGCGGUUCUUGGCUACCCAGACAAAAAGGAUGGCUGGACGUUUGCGGUUUCCCGCAGCCUUCCUUUUGGCGCGACGUCAAGCGUCUAUGCCUUUAACAAGCUGGCCCUGGCUUUGCUACACAUCAUGGUGGUCAAGUUUCAUGCUAUCGCUACCGAUUUUUACGACUACACUGUCUUCGAGUUUCAGCCAGCUGCUUCCCUGUUGGACAAGGUGCUGUGCCGGCUGCUAAAGCUCCUCGGGUGGGUUUUUGCCGAGGAUGGUAAGAAGUUCGUUCCCUUCGGGUCACAGGUGGUGACUUUGGGAGUCGUGCUCCAUCUUGAGGAGAUCUGGAAUGGCCGUAUCACGAUUGCUAACAAGCCGGGGCGCAUCAACAAAAUCUGUACGAUGCUUGCUCCGAUCGCAGAGGGCAAGCCUGCUACGAGGUUUCAGUUGGCGAUGUUUUCCAAGGCCCUCGCUAGGGGGCGCACCGCCGGAGCUGAACUUCGGGCAGCUGCGCUUCUUGCAAUGGAUGUCUUGAAAGGGGCCAGACCAAGGACUUUGCUGGCUCGGCUGACGCCGCCGAUGGUCCUCUACACUGAUGGUGCCUACGGUGUGGCUACUUGGGGUGCCAUCCUCUUGGAUCCCCUUUCUGGAGCCCGAUGGAUGUUUCAUGGUACUGUCUGCCGAACGCUGUGCGACCACUGGAGAACGCAUGCUGGGGAGCAGAUAAUCUGCGAAGUGGAGGCCUUCGCAGUUGCGCUUGUCCUCUACGGCUUGAGAGGAUCGCUGCGUGGACGUUGCAUCAUCACUUUUAUAGAUAAUGAUGCUGCUCGCUUUGGCUUCAUUCGACGCUCGUCUCCAUCGCAGUGCAUGUUUAACAUCAUCUGCCUUGUGACUUUGCUCGAGGCCAUUCUCGAGACUUCGCUUUGGUACGAAAGAGUCCCCUCCAAUUCCAAUCCCUCGGACUUGCCGUCGAGGGGUGCCCUUGCGGAGGCCGUUGAUCGCUUUGCAGUCCUUGACAAGGGCGACGUUGCAAUCUCCGAACAUGUUCUAUCGAUGCUUGUUUCAAAGAGCUAUCUAUGA
Molecule: messenger RNA, 1269 nt
Organism: Symbiodinium necroappetens
Lineage: Eukaryota; Dinophyceae; Suessiales; Symbiodiniaceae
Source: the annotation of a GenBank genome assembly